Molecule: messenger RNA, 3718 nt
Organism: Penaeus monodon (black tiger shrimp)
Lineage: Eukaryota; Metazoa; Arthropoda; Malacostraca; Decapoda; Penaeidae
Product: breast cancer anti-estrogen resistance protein 3 homolog
Biological process (GO): small GTPase-mediated signal transduction; positive regulation of peptidyl-serine phosphorylation
Molecular function (GO): guanyl-nucleotide exchange factor activity; phosphotyrosine residue binding
Source: RefSeq, a predicted model, not a curated record
GGUCACCCCGACGUCGUCCUCAGGCCUGGAACAGGGACCAACCGGAGAGAUGCGAGAAAGCGAGAGGCAGCUAUAUUAAGUCCGACAACUAUCGUAAAUAUGUCCUUCGAGGUGGAAGCCGAACCCAGCGACGUCUCAGCCGAGCCCACGGAGCUGAAGAAGCUGCUGGAAUGGGAGCUGAGCCUCGACUCGGGCGACCUGCGCUCGCACGCAUGGUACCAUGGCACCAUUCCGAGGGCGCGGGCCGAGGAGGUGGUGCUCAAGGAAGGCUCCUUCCUUAUCAGAGACUGCAUAUCUCAGCCCGGCGACUAUGUGCUAACCUGUCGAUGGAAUAGCACUACUCUGCAUUUUGUCAUUCAGAAAACUAUAGUUCAGCCUAAUACUGUAUAUGAAAGGAUUCAGUACCAGCUAGAGGAUGAUGCCUACGACACCAUACCUGACCUGGUGAGGGCCUAUGUGGGCAACAAGAGACCCAUCACCAUCUCAUCAGGUGCCAGAAUCACCACACCCAUUAAUCGUACACAGCCCCUCAGUUUCUAUGCUUCCAAGUAUGCAGCUCAGACCGCCCACACUUUUGCUCAUGGAACUCUCAGCAGGCCCAUCAAUAGGACCUCUGAGCCCACACCGAGGACUGGAGGACUCCCUGGGGGCACACUAAGGCACCAACAUUCCUAUAGUGGCCCUGUUGCUGUAGGAUGCACUGUAGUAAGAAGUCCUGCACAUUCUCCUCCAAGGAUGCGUCGAGACACAGCACCAAUAUUGCCCAUGAAGACUAGGAGCAGUAGUACCUCCAGACCACCUGACGACCCUCCUGAAGGUGGAACAGAAAGAAGUGUCAGCAACGAUGGGGUGAUUGGCCCACGCCCCCCUGUAGUGCAGAGUAAAUUUUCCUCAGUGUCACUGCCAAGGAAGAUGACAACGAAAGCCUUUACUGUAGCAUCUGAACAUCCAUCCACAGUUCCUGUAGAUUCAGGUCAAGAUGAAAAUGUAACAUCAGAAAAAAAAGAAGAACUAGCUCAUCAGCCUCCACCAAAGCCUUCAAGAGUACCAUCCUUUAAAGUUAAACCAAAGAAACCACCACAGACAAUAACAAAUGAGCGAAUUUAUGCCGAGAUUGAUGAACGUGAUGAGGAUGAAUCUAAGGAUUUAAAGAAACACAUUCCUGCUGAUGACUUAGUAACACCAACUGAAACAGAGAGGGGGAAGACUGAGAGUACAACAACACUGACGGACACGGCAUCAAAUCCUCGUUACUCACGUCUGUCUGAAAUGUACCAGCCCUCGGGCUCUGACUCAGGAAAUGGCUCUGGUGACUCUGUACAGACUUCUGCCAGUGAUGCCAGGAACCGUGAUAGCCAAGCCUCCUUUGGUGAUAGUGGCAGUGUACAGUUAGAGGAAGAUUCGAUGGUUGAAGAGGAACCAGUACUCUACAGCUUGCCGGAUAUGCUUCCAACUACAGCCUUCGAUUUGGAAAAUUUUAAUACUCUUCUAUUAAACUCAUUAGAAAACAAACCUUUGGAUUCCACUGCACUUAAAGGUGUCAAGAACACACUACUAGAAAGUGGCUCAAGAAUCUUAGCUGCCCAUCUUACCCGUGCUGACCUAGAACUCUUGAAUGGAAAGGCUGAAAGUGACUUUGGCCUUGGUGUGACUUCAGGCAUUGAGCUUGUCACUCUACCUCAUGGAGCUCAGCUUCGGACUGAUCUGAUUGAAAGGACAGAGUGUCUGAAGCUCUUGGUUGCAGUGACCAUCCUGAUGGCAGGUGACCUUAAUGAGCGGGCAGAGAUUAUCCACAGAUGGAUACAGGUAGCUGUUGAUACUAAAACAGCAAUGGGAAAUUUGUAUGGAUUUACUGGCAUCAUGUUGGGCUUGUGUAUGCCAGAGAUCCAGAGGCUGACAAACACUUGGCAUACAGUGCGGCAGAAAUUUACAGACUCUGCCUUCAAUUUUGAAUCAAAGUUGCGCUCAACUCUAAAGGCCAUGAAUGAGUGCACAAAUCCACAGGCACCUAAUACCACCAUCCCUCACUUACUGCCCUUUAUGCUGCUAUGUGAACGAGACUUAGACGAUAUUUAUGCAAUGCAUAAGCAUGGUUCUUCAAUCCUUCAGUGGGAGAGCACAGCAGCAGACUAUGGGAUGCUAAUGCUCUUCACACACCUUCAAGAAGCCAGAGCUAUCACACAAAACUUGAGUCUGUACAAGCGAAAUUCAGAGCACAUCCUGUCAGACUCCAACAUCCUCGAUGAUCUCACUUUAGAUAUGUUCCGUUCAGAGUUUCACUUGAAGUUCCUAUGGGGUAGCAAGGGUGCUACAGUUGAAAGCGAAGAACGACAUGUCAAGUUCCAGAAGGUUGUCAGCACAUUGUCAGAGAGAUGCGAGCCUUCCCCAGGUGCUUCAUGAAUUAUUAUGCUCAAUUAAAGAUAUUCUUCCCAGUGCUAUAUGUAGCUGAAACAGUUUUAACUAACUGAAUUAAUUAAUAUCAGAUUUGUCCACACUGAUGAUCAAGAUGAAUUUUGCACUGUGAUGGCAUUUAAGAAAUUAGAUGGCAUGGCUUCAGUAUGUUACAUAUAUCAGUAGAAAGAACAUUCUCAAAUGACAUCAGAUGUCAGACUUUAUAUUGUAUUUUCUAGGAAAAUGCCAGUUUGGUGUAAUUCCUGUCCUGCAAAUACUUCAGUUCAUUUUUAUUUAUGAUAUACUGUGAAAAUUAUGAGAGAAAUUCCUUUGGUGCAGCCUUAUCAAGAACCUGUUGAAUGUGCUUGUGUGAAUGGCUCCAUAUCUCCUUUAAUGUUGUCUACCAAUUUGAGCCUGGGAAUGUCCAAUGUGAUAUGAUUUAAUGAAUCAAGUAAAAUUGUACUUGCUAAUACUAAGACAGUAUUUAUUGUUGGCUCAGCUGUGAUUUUAAAUGACUAAUAGUGGUGACACUUUCUGUAGAAAACAGGCAUAUGUCCUUUCAGUCAACAGACAAAUAUAGGUGCAUUUACAGUGUCAGUAAAUUAAUAGAAGCUUGGUCAGCAGAUAUACUAAAUGUUUUAUCAACAGACAUAUGUUAUGUCUGGGCUGAAGUAAUGAAUGUAAGAGUAUUUUUUCUUUCUUUUUUGUACAAAAAAGUCAAAUCAAUGCAUAACAUGAAGGUGCUUAUCAACCUGGUCAAAAGUAAGAAUAGGUUUAUCCAUAGUGGGACUAUGUAUGAACAUUUCACUAAUCAGCUAGGAGAGUAAAUUACACCCUUGCAAGUCAGCCACUCACAGACCCACUAUCCUCUUUGAAAAAAGGUUUAUUAAUCAUUGGCAUGGUGAUUGGUCUGAUGAUUACUCAUGAUCAUUUUUAUACAAUAGGUAGGGAAUGUGCUGCUUUUAUCUUAUGUAGGGCCAUGAAUGUUAGUAAGUGGACUGACCUCACUCUGAAUUUGAAUGUACUUAUUGUAAUUUCUUGAUUUUUUUCUUUUGUUUCUUUUUAUAUAUGAUACAUAUUUUUUAAAUAAGUACUUAUAAACUGCAUAUUAAUAUUUCUGUCCUUUACACUCACUACUGUUUUGUAUGUAUUUAGCUUAUUUAUCAGUGUUUCCACCUGAACUUGAAUCUGUGUUCCCUACACAUACUUAAGAGACAUAGCACUAAUUAGCUCUAGUCACAUGGCAUGUCAGUAUGGCUGUCACUUUCUAUUGUAUAUAACUGCAUGACUUUGUACUUAUUGUAAAUAUAUGAGGAAUACAGUUUAA